Thyridium curvatum is the source of this 1203-nucleotide messenger RNA. RefSeq lists its product as uncharacterized. The record is from RefSeq and is a predicted model, not a curated record. The transcript has a single exon. The coding region runs from base 1 to 1203 and encodes 400 amino acids. Lineage: Eukaryota; Fungi; Ascomycota; Sordariomycetes; Thyridiales; Thyridiaceae.
AUGUCCACUCGCUUCCGCGAACUAUUUACACCCAUAUCAAUACGAAGACCGACCUGGAGCCUUGACACCAUUGUCACAGCACAAGAGCGCAACAGGAACAGCAUGUCUGCCCCUGGCCCUGCCGCUCCCAGCGACGCCCCCGAGCUCACUGAACACUCUCCUCUGCUCAACCGUCACGUAUCCUUCCGUCCACAGCUGUCGGAACAGCAACCGCCGUCACCCAUGUCUGAGGCCGGCACAGCGUCGUCAUCAACGGCGGUGCCGCCUGGGACAGACCAGCAGCCCUCACCUGCUCCCACACCUACGCCUACGCCUGCACCUCCACCUACUCCGACUCCUGCCCCAAUAGAAACACCUAUUCCCGCCCCUUCCCCUGAACCAUCUUCCGCGCCAGACAUGAACAAGCCCUCCAGCACCCAGCCCUCUUCCUCAGACCAUCCCACCUCCAGCAUCCCUCCCACACCGGCACAGCGCCUCCCCAAGGCAGACACGAACCUCUCCUGGGGAGGCCCCGCGGGCCUGCACCUGCGCUCCAACAACGACGAGUCCCUGCAGAUCUUCCGCCGCGCCCUCGGCAUAAACACCCACCUCGGCAUGCCCGGCUCCGGCUCCUCGACCUCCCUGUCCCCCGGCGGCGGCGGCGGCGCCUUGGAGUCGGGCCGCCGGCCCACACCCGGCGGCAUCUACGCCUCGGUGCUCGACGCCCAGCGCCGCAAGGCCUGGAGCUACGCCGUGCUGUCGGCGCUCAUCUACGCCUGCCACUUUGGGCAGAUCAUCAUCGGCGCGGGGCUCACGGCCCUCGGCCCCGCGGCGGGGGAGCACACCCUCGCCAUCACGGCCCUGGGCGCCGUCAACACCAUCAUCGCCGGCGUCCUGGCCCUCAUGAAGGGCAACGGCCUGCCCGAGCGCCUGGGCAAGGACAAGGUCGAGUUCAGCCGCCUGCAGGACUGGAUCGAAGAGACGGAGGCGCUGCUGGCCGUCGGCGUCAUCGGCCGCAACCGCAAGGAGGUGGGGCUGCUCGUCGAGGUCGCGUUCAAGAAGUACAAUGCCGCCAAGGCGAGCGUCGACAACAACAGGCCUGAGAACUACGUGCGGCAGAUCGCGGAGGGGGACGACGACGGGCGGAAGUCCGGGAGCAGCGGUAGCGACGGCGGGGGCACGGGCAACACGAUGGUUAGCUUGAACCUCCCCAAGACGCAGUGA